Molecule: messenger RNA, 168 nt
Organism: Suillus subalutaceus
Lineage: Eukaryota; Fungi; Basidiomycota; Agaricomycetes; Boletales; Suillaceae
Exons: 1
Source: RefSeq, a predicted model, not a curated record
UGCCAAACGAAGUCGCUGGCUGUAGCAAACAAAGCCACAUUUCGAAACUGUCUGGUUGCAAUGCGUCCUUCUGCAACCAAGACUGAUAUUCCAUCAAUGCAUGAUAUUACGGUCUUCAUUCAUAACUCCUUCCUUGAUUUCUUCUCUCAAAUCAAGUCUGAAAUCCAA